AUGUCACAGAUGAUCCCUUUCGUCCAGUACACUCACAUGAACCGCACAACAAGUGCUGCCAAAAGCAGAGCAACAAUUAUAAAUCUAAAAAAUACAUAUUGUGUUGGAGACAAUAUGACUAUCCAGAUUGAUAUGUUUGACCAUGUGGGUAAUAGGAAGACACAUGGAGGAGAUUUCUUAAGAGCAAGAAUGUAUACAUCAGGACUUAAAGCAGCAGCCUCAGGGUGGAUUGAAGAUUUUAGUAAUGGUACCUAUCAUGUCCAUUUUACUUUAUUCUGGGAAGGAAGCAUCAGUUUCUCCCUGAAACUUUACCACCCAAGUGAAGGAGUGGCAGCGUUAUGGAAUGCAAGAAACCAAGGUUAUGGUUUAAUACAUUUUAUGGGAACAUUUGUGAGUGGGCAUCAAGAAGUAAAGAAUGAAUGUGGCUUCCAAUUGAAAGCAAAAGCGCUAUGUGAAUAUCACGAUGAGAGGAACAUGGAGCAUUUCUACUGUGUUAAACCUGAUAAUCUUCAGUGUGAAUCUCUGUCAUACCUUCAGUCAUCCAACACUGGAUUCUCGUUUCUUAGCAAAAUGGAACUAAAAAUAUUUAGCAGGUAA
Molecule: messenger RNA, 597 nt
Organism: Pelobates cultripes (western spadefoot toad)
Lineage: Eukaryota; Metazoa; Chordata; Amphibia; Anura; Pelobatidae
Source: the annotation of a GenBank genome assembly